CUGCACACGGUGGUUAUGUUUCUACGUUCAUCAGCCAACAAAGCCUCUUAUCCUAGGGAAGACCAGCAGUCUAUGAUGCAACAACCAGAGCCAGGUGUUCAACAGAGAGAGAUGGAAGAGCCUCUUCAGCACAUUGGGACCAAGUCUCAAUCUACAAGAUCAAGGUCAUCAAAACAGUCAAGCAGAUCCUCAACUGCGAGUUCUGCAGCCGUCAAAGCACGUGCCAAGGCGGAGGCAGCACGCGCACAAGUCUCUUAUGCUGAGAAGGAAGCUUCUGUGAUGAAACAAAAGGCAGAAAUAGAGGCCAGCUUGUUGAAGCAAAAAGCUGACCUCGAGGCAACUUUAUAUGUUCUCCAAGUUGAGAGAGCAGCUGCUGCUGCGUUGGCUGAAGCUGCAGCCUUUGAAGAAGCUGUAGAAUCAGAACGCAGAGCGCUUCGCAAAGAACUAGACACAGGGACACAGCCCUUAAGUCCAGUCCAACGUACAUGUGAGUAUGUGCAACAACAUGCUAGGCCCUACUUUGCUGAACUUCCAUUUGAAGUGGAGAAACAAGAGCUUAGUGUUGACCCAGCUACAUGCCAUAAUCCAGUAAGUAGCAAACAACAGAACAUGAGCAGAGACUCUCCGUUCAAAAGAAAUGAACAGCAGCAUGGUGGAAAUGGAAAGCAAGCCCACUUCCAGUCACACACACACAACUUCCCUGAGUCACAAGUGGCACCAGACCUCAUCAAGUACCUCCUACGACGUGAGAUGGUGAGUUCAGGACUCCUGAAGUUUGAUGAUCGCCCUGAAAAUUAUUGGGCAUGGAAAGCAUCCUUUCUCAAUGCGACCAGAGACUUGAAUUUAUCAGCCAGGGAAGAGUUAGAUCUAAUUACCAAGUGGCUAGGGGCAGAGUCGUCUGAGCAAGCAAACAGAAUUAGAUCUGUCCAUAUUUUCAACGCAACAGCAGGGCUUAACAUGGUCUGGCAACGACUAGAAGAGUGCUAUGGUACACCCGAAGUGAUCGAGAAUGCACUGUUGAAGAAAAUUGAUGAUUUUCCAAAACUGGCUAACAAAGACAAUCACAAACUAAGAGAACUAGGUGACAUUCUUCUCGAACUGGAGUGUGCUAAAGUAGAAGGGUACCUUCCAGGCCUCGCUUAUCUGGACACAUCUCGGGGGGUAAACCCUAUUGUAGAGAAACUUCCAUUCAGUUUACAAGAAAAAUGGAUAGCACAGGGAUCCAAAUAUAAGGAGGACUAUCGGGUAGCAUUCCCACCAUUCUCGUUCUUCUCGAGAUUCAUCAGGAACCAGGCGAAAAUUAGAAAUGACCCCAGCUUCACCCUCUACACCUCAACUAACCAGGUGUCCAUGAAAAGUGAGAAACCUGCCAGGUACAGCAGCAAGACACCUGUGACUGUAUACAAGACAGAUGUGUCAUCUGAGGCUUCAGACCACCAAACCAAACCCAGUAAGACAAAGGUUGAAAACCCUGACCGUCACUGCCCAAUACAUAACAAGCCUCAUCCUCUUAAAAAGUGUUGUGGGUUUAGAUACAAAACUCUAGAUGAGCGCAAAUCAUAUCUCAAAGACAAUGGCAUUUGUUUCCGAUGUUGUGGGACAACUCAGCACAGAGCUAAAGACUGUAAGGUUUCAAUCAAGUGCUCUGAGUGCGACAGCGACAGGCAUCUUGCUGCUCUGCAUCCAGGCCCAGCCCCUACAAAUACAUACACCGCUACAGCAGAGACGGAUAAUGGCGGGGAGCAAGGUGACGAUGCUCUUCUAUCUGUCACCUCAAAGUGUACAGAGAUCUGUGGUGAGGCAGUCAAUCCAAGAUCAUGUUCGAAAAUAUGUUUAGUCAAAGCUUAUCCGGCUGGGAAAAGAGAGAAAGCUGUCAAAAUGUAUGUAGUGCUUGAUGAACAAAGUAACAAAUCUCUGGCCAAGACAGAGUUUUUCAGUCUCUUCAACAUCAAUGGCAACUCUGCUCCAUACACCAUGAAGACGUGUUCUGGGGUAACAGAGACUUCAGGCAGGAGAGCCGUCAACUUCAUGGUGGAGUCUAUAGAUGGACACAUGCAGCUCACUCUCCCUACUCUGAUAGAGUGUGAUAUGAUGCCAGACGAUAGGAUGGAGAUUCCCUCCCCCGACAUUGCGUAUCAUCAUCCCCAUCUGCAACCAGUUAUGGACAGAAUUCCAGCUGUGGACCCAGACGCUCCCAUCCUCCUGCUCUUAGGACGAGACAUCUUAAGGGUACACAAGGUACGAGAGCAAAUCAAUGGGCCCCACGACACUCCUUAUGCACAGCGACUCGACCUCGGGUGGGUCAUUGUGGGUGAGGUCUGUCUGGGAACGGCUCACCGACCAGCCAAUGUUAACGUGUUCAGGACAAACAUACUUCAAAAUGGCCGCACAUCCUAUCUGAGCCCUUGCCCUGACAUCAUCCAGGUAAAAGAGAACUACAACAGCGUAGCUCAGAAACACAUCUCUCCCUCUACAGUGCACUCGAGAGAUCCAAUCACAACUGUGAACACAGACAACCUGGGAUGUUCCGUGUUCGACAAAACACAAGACGAUGAUAAACCAGCACCAUCAGUGGAGGACAAAGCCUUCUUGGACAUUAUGGACAAACAGGUUUUCCAGGAUGAUGGAAACAACUGGGUGGCUCCACUACCCUUUCGCCCCAAUAGACGUCGCCUUCCUAAUAACAGGGAGCAGGCCAUGAACCGUCUCACAUCACUUCGCAGGACUUUAGACAAAAAUCCUGACAUGAAGCGUCAUUUUAUUGACUUCAUGCAAAAGAUGCUGGAUAACGACCAAGCUGAACCUUCACAGCCACUAGAGGGAGACAAAGAACGUUGGUAUCUGCCCAUAUUUGGUGUUUACCAUCCACAAAAGCCUGAACAAAUACGAGUAGUAUUUGACUCCAGUGCUAAGUGUCAAGGCGUGUCACUUAACGAUGUUCUGCUCAGUGGUCCAGACUUAAACAACACACUCUUGGGUGUCCUAAUGCGUUUCCGCAAGGAUUGCAUUGCACUAACAGCAGAUGUGCAACAAAUGUUUUACUGUUUUGGUGUACGUGAGGAUCACAGAGAUUACUUAAGGUUUCUCUGGUAUGAAGACAACAACCCAGAUAGAAACAUAACUGAGUACAGGAUGAAAGUCCAUGUAUUUGGGAACAGCCCUUCACCAGCCGUAGCCAUCUACUGCAUGAGACGAGCAGCACUACAGGGUGAGAAGGAACACGGGUCAGAACCCAAGCAAUAUGUAGUGAGGAACUUCUACGUCGAUGAUGGUCUGACAUCAGUAGCUACUACAGAAGAAGCUGUCAACAUUCUAAGAAAAACACAAGCAAUGUUGGCAGAGUCCAACAUGAAACUACACAAGAUUGCAUCCAAUAGCAAAACAGUUAUGGAAGCCUUCCCUAUGGAGGACCGUGCAAAACACUUAAAAGAUCUGGACCUAGGAGUGGAUCCUCUCCCCUUUCAACGGAGUCUGGGACUUUCCUGGAACCUGGAAACAGACAGCUUCUCAUUCCAGGUGUCCCACAAUGAGAAGCCUUUUACUCGGAGAGGCAUCCUGUCCACAGUGAAUAGUCUUUAUGACCCCCUUGGGUUUGUGGCUCCAAUAACAAUGCAAGGUAAAGCCUUAAUCAGAGAACUCUCUUCUGAUCAGAGUGAGUGGGAUGUCCCUCUUCCAACAGAAAAAGAAGAGAAAUGGAAACAGUGGAAGCAAGUCCAGUGUCUCGCUGACACCUUUUGGAAAAGGUGGAGACAGGAGUACCUGACAACGCUGCAGAGACGCAGAAAAUGGACAGCAGAAAAGCCAAAUGUAAAAGUGGGAGAUGUUGUCUUAUUGAAAGACAGUCAGGCACACAGAAAUGACUGGACAGUCGGGCUUGUGGUCAAAACCUUUCCCAGUACUGACAAAAAGGUUAGGAAAGUAGAACUAAAAAUUGUCAAGCAAGGAGCUGCUAAGGUGUUUCUGAGACCAAUCUCAGAGAUUGUUGUUCUUCUUUCUGAAGCAUCCUAGAGACAAAAGAUAAAAAUAGAAAGGACAUUAUUUGUUUCUUGAUAUGUUUUAUUUCAUAGUGGCACAAUUUCAUUAUACCAGGCGGGGAGUGUGCUGCCAUCCUGUUAGAAGAUAACAGAUUAUUUUAUUACAAUGGUUAAAUUGGAUUUUCAUUGUGUUCAAUGGUGUUAUUUGCCCCCUAGUGGCGCUUUCUGGUACUUAGAAAGUCAACGCAAACGGGAAGUUCAGAAUUUGUUUUGCACGCAUAGAAGCAGCUACAAACAACGCUACGGUGCAGGUCUUUCAACGUAGUUAUUUCUUGUCACGCUUCAGCCUUGGAAAAAUAUUUGUUUUUUCACAACAUAAACGUUUCAAUAUAUUCAUUCAAGAAAAGUCACGCCUUGGGAGUUUUAUUGAAGACUUAGUUGUUAGCUAUCUGUCUAGUUUUGCAUGGGAACGCAACUCAAGGGCAGAAUACUGGUCAUGUGUGAAGACGGUGCUGACUGAGCAUGGGAGAACCUCAGUGGUUAUAUAAACCCUCAGGGAUCUUAGUCUAUAUGUUGUUUUGUUGGCUGCAUGUACCUACAACUGAUACUGUAUAGCCCUCAUAUUCAUAUCUGGACUGGAAGACAGUUCCACUGCUUUAUUUUUCAUUGUUCCCCUCUAAUCAGGUAUUGAUUUAGACCUGGGAUACCAGGUGGGUGCCAUUAAUGAUUAGGUAGAACAGAACCAGCAGUAGUUCAGACCUCCAGUGUAUGAGCAGUACUCCAGACCUCCAGUGUAUGAGCUGUACUCCAGACCUCCAGUGUAUGAGCAGUACUCCAGACCUCCAGUGUAUGAGCAGUACUCCAGACCUCCAGUGUAUGAGCAGUACUCCAGACCUCCAGUGUAUGAGCUGUACUCCAGACCUCCAGUGUAUGAGCAGUACUCCAGACCUCCAGAUCUCCAGUGUAUGAGCAGUACUCCAGUACUCCAGACCUCCAGUGUAUGAGCAGUACUCCAGACCUCCAGUGUAUGAGCAGUACUCCAGACCUCCAGAUCUCCAGUGUAUGAGCAGUACUCCAGACCUCCAGAUCUCCAGUGUAUGAGCAGUACUCCAGACCUCCAGUGUAUGAGCAGUACUCCAGACCUCCAGAUCUCCAGUGUAUGAGCAGUUCUCCAGAGUAUGCCCCUGCUGUAUAGAAGCAUAGGUUAAAUCGGGUGUCAAACUCAUUCCACGGAGGGUCUAGUCUCUGUGGGUUUUUGUUUUUUCCAAUAAGACCUAAACAACCAGGUGAGGGGAGUUCCUUACUAAUUAGUUUUGGGGCUGUUGCUGGGCAAACUCCCUCCAAAGAUUUUCUAUGGGGUUGAGAUCUGGAGACUGGCUCGGCCACUCCAGGACCUUGAAAUGCUUCUUACGAAGCCACUCCUUCGUUGCCCGGGCGGUGUGUUUGGGAUCAUUGUCAUGCUGAAAGACCCAGCCACGUUUCAUCUUCAAUGCCCUUGCUGGUGGUAGGCUUUGUUACUUUGUUCCCAGCUCUCUGCAGGUAUUUCACUAGGUCCCCCCGUGUGGUUCUGGGAUUUUUGCUCACCAUUCUUGUGAUCAUUUUGACCCCACAGGGUGAGAUCUUGCGUGGAGCCCCAGAUCAAGGGAGAUUAUCAGUGGUCUUGUAUGUCUUCCAUUUCCUAAUAAUUGCUCCCACAGUUGAUUUCUUCAAACCAAGCUGCUUGCCUAUUGCAGAUUCAGUAUUCCCAGCCUGGUGCAGGUCUACAAUUUUGGUUCUGUUGUCCUUUGACAGUUCUUUGGUCUUGGCCAUAGUGGAAUUUGGAGUGUGACUGUUUGAGGUUGUGGACAGGUGUCUUUUAUACUGAUAACAUGUUCAAACAGGUGCCAUUAAUACAGGUAACGAGUGGAGGACAGAGGAGCCUCUUAAAGAAGAAGUUACAGGACUGUGAGAGCCAGACAUCUUGCUUGUUUGUAGGUGACAAAAUACUUAUUUUCCAAAAUCAUUUGCAAAUAAAUUCAUUAAAAGUCCUACAAUGUGAUUUUCUGUUUUUUUCCCCCUCAUUUUGUCUGUCAUAGUUGAAGUGUACCUAUGAUGAAAAUUACAGGCCUCUCAUCUUUUUAAGAGGGAGAACUUGCACAUUUGGUGGCUGACGAAAUACUUUUUUGCCCCACUGUAUGUUAGUAGGAGAUAUGUUAGUAGGAGAUAUGUUAGUCGGAGAUAUGUGUAUAUAUAUAUAAUAUGACAUUCGUAAAGUCUUUAUUGUUUUGAAACUUCUGUAUGUGUAAUGUUUACUGUUAAUUUUUAUUGUUUAUUUCACUUUAUAUAUUCA
Molecule: messenger RNA, 6303 nt
Organism: Oncorhynchus keta (chum salmon)
Lineage: Eukaryota; Metazoa; Chordata; Actinopteri; Salmoniformes; Salmonidae
Exons: 2
Coding region: 16-4008 (1330 amino acids)
Source: RefSeq, a predicted model, not a curated record